AUGCCUAUACAUUCAGCAUCAGCGCCCUUGAUCCACUCUUGCAUCGACCGCUUAGCGACCGACGAUGAUGCCACCGUGGAACUCACCGCAACGAUUGAGCGUCUAGAACAAUUGCAUUGUAGUGAGGUAGCAGAGCUGCAGGAAAACCUGAGGAAACACCUCGAGGAGCUUUCCGGUAACCGAUUCAGAUAUGAAAAGGAACGUUGCUGUACGACAUGUGGAAUUGACGAAAGAAGAGAACGAGGGGAAGUCAAGGGAAAAGGACGUGCAGAGCAGAGCUCCGGUUACGUGAUGCUAAGAUUCGUUCACUGA
Molecule: messenger RNA, 312 nt
Organism: Histoplasma capsulatum G186AR
Lineage: Eukaryota; Fungi; Ascomycota; Eurotiomycetes; Onygenales; Ajellomycetaceae
Exons: 1
Coding region: 1-312 (103 amino acids)
Source: RefSeq, a predicted model, not a curated record